AUGCGUAUGCAGAGAGAGAUUCCCCAUCGAGUUUCAGAUGCCUUUGUAUUGAUGUAUUCUUUGGAAGACCGGCGUUCCUUGUGUAGCAUUGCCCAGGUAGUCCGACGGAUACGGAAUAAACACAAGUCUAACUCUCCAAUAUUCCUUGUUGCUAAUAAGAUGGAUCUGGUCAGGAACGACUCCGUAGCACAAGGAGAUGGAAAAUUCUUAGCAAGAGAAUACGGAUGUAAAUAUUUGGAAACCUCGCUUUUAGAGAAGACUGACCUGGAUACAUUACUUGUCGCUAUCACAAAACAACUUUUUGUGAAGGAUGCAAUUUAA
This is a messenger RNA of Ostrea edulis (European flat oyster), 321 nucleotides long. Its product is annotated as ras-related protein Rap-2a-like. NCBI's taxonomy places the organism in Eukaryota, Metazoa, Mollusca, Bivalvia, Ostreida, Ostreidae. Bases 1 to 321 code for a protein of 106 amino acids. Gene Ontology annotation, cellular component: plasma membrane. The transcript is spliced from 4 exons. The record is from RefSeq and is a predicted model, not a curated record. Gene Ontology annotation, molecular function: calcium channel regulator activity; GTPase activity; GTP binding.